UUCAACCACGUUACCCUACCCUCGCCAAACACAUCUCCCCCUUCCUCUGUACCGCCCGACUCGCGGUCCAGACUUCAAGAUGAAGGCUCGUCGAUUCCGUCGAAGCGUGCGCGUAGCCCCAGCGCAAGGGCUGCUAAUCGAGCAAGAAAGGACAAGAAGAAGAGAGAGGAUAUUGCAGAGAGGAGAAGGGAGGGUGGGUUGCCUAUUCAUGGUGAGGCUUUCAUUGGUCGGCACGCAGAGUCCCAUUUCGUGUCCGGAGACUUCAGCGUCAUGGACUUUGGCGCGGUCAGCGGAGGCGAUACCGGCAAAAUUGGAGGUUCAGCGAAGAAGGGGAAGGGGUGUUCGAAGAAUAAGGUGAAGGCCGAUGUGUCUGUCACCUUGGCGAGCGCAGCCAAGAAGCGUUAUUCGUAUUUUGCUUUCGAUGGAAUUACAACUACGCAAAUUCUUGACUCCUCGAAAAAGAUUGCGAUCGUUUGUGGCGGCAAACCGGUCGAUCCUGCCAAUCAGGACCCGUCGAAGACGUGGGACGCGGGCCACAAGCGUCUGGCGGAAUUCCUCGAGGAUAUUCGCCAGCGGUAUGGUUCCACCUUCUCUUCGAAGGAGAAAGAGAAUCGCCGUGGUCCAUAUUAUUCCAAGAGUAUCGGUAUCACGCGUGGCAGUGGGGCGAAGACUCCUCUCACUCUGAGCCACAAGUCGUCACAGAUGCCCAUGGUCGACGAGUUGUUGAGCAACCACGACAUUCACCGCAUCGUGGCCUUUCAAAAUGAGCUGUUGGCCGCACACUAUCCCCUCAUCUAUCACGAACUCAAGACAAACAUGGACGCGAUUUGCAAGAAUCAACCGGAGCUCAAGAUGAACUUCCCCGGUCGUAGCGUCUACCCCGCCUGUGGUUUGAAUCUCGGCCCAUCCACAGUAACGAAGUUCCACACCGACCCCGGCAAUUGCCCUCGCGUCCCCUGUGAAAUUACCUCGGCUGGUAACUUCGACCCCGACAAGGGCGGGCAUCUUGUCCUGGAGGACCUCAAGCUCGUCAUUCGGUUUCCUCCUGGAUCAACGAUAGUUCUUUCCUCCGCCAGCAUCCGGCACUGCAACAUCCCGAUUCGUGAGGGGGAGUCUCGUUACAGCAUCACGCAGUUCUGCCCAGGUGGGCUCUAUCGGUGGGUCCGUCAUGGUUUCGUACCGGCGUGUACACUCUCGGAGGAUCAGCGAAGGGAACUUGACGGAGAUGCUGAGCUUCGGUGGAAGGAGGGCUGGGAUCUUCUUUCCACACCGGAGACUUUGCUGGAUGAUCGAAGGUGGUUGGUCGAGCAAGAGCAGGCGCAGGUGGCGGAACUUGUGAAGGACUCGGUUUAA
Molecule: messenger RNA, 1353 nt
Organism: Stereum hirsutum FP-91666 SS1
Lineage: Eukaryota; Fungi; Basidiomycota; Agaricomycetes; Russulales; Stereaceae
Exons: 4
Coding region: 271-1353 (360 amino acids)
Source: RefSeq, a predicted model, not a curated record